CUGGUUAAUCAGUCACUGCCCCUGGCCGGGCAAGGGGCACUUGGUAAACUUGCUACCUCCAGAGCCCCCUGACCUGGUGUGGAAGCGGUGAAGGACUCCUGAUGCUCCGGACCUGUCGUGCGCUCUGCUCGCAAGCCAGCCCCUCCCCUGGGGGCUGGCAGCCCCCGAACUUUGAUGGUGGGGCCUUUCACCUCAAGGGCACAGGAGAACUGACCCGGGCUUUGCUGGUGCUACGGCUGUGUGCCUGGCCCCCUCUGGUCACCCAUGGCCUGGCGCUCCAAGCCUGGUCUCAGCGACUCCUGGGCUCCCGGCUCUCGGGCGCACUUCUCCGAGCAUCCAUCUAUGGGCAGUUUGUGGCUGGUGAGACCGCAGAGGAGGUGACGGGCUGUGUCCAACAGCUCAAGACCCUAGGCCUCCGGCCCCUCCUGGCAGUGCCCACUGAGGAGGAGCCAGACUCAGCUGUCAAGACUGGUGAGGCCUGGUAUGAGGGGAACCUCAGGGCUAUGCUGCGAUGUGUGGACCUGUCACGAGGCCUUCUGGAGACCCCUGGCCGAACUGGAGACAUCCUCAUGCAACUGAAGAUUACAGCGCUGGCCAGCACUCAGCUCUGUAAGGAGCUAACCUCAUGGGUCAGAAGGCCAGGGGAUUCCUUGGAGCUGAGCCCCAAGAGACUGGCUGAAGCCAUGGACUCUGGGCGGGACCUCCAGGUCUCCUUCCUCAACACUGAGCAAAACCGGCAUCUCCAGGCCUCCCUGAGCCGCUUGCACCGGGUGGUACAGCAUGCCCGCGCCCAGCACGUGAGGCUCCUGGUGGAUGCUGAGUACACCUCGCUGAACCCUACACUCUCUCUGCUGGUGGCCGCCCUGGCUGUGCGCUGGAACAGCCCCAGGGAAGGCGGGCCCUGGGUGUGGAACACUUACCAGGCCUAUCUGAAGGACACCUACGAGCGGCUGAGGCGAGAUGCUGGGGCCGCAGACAGGGCUGGCCUGGCCUUUGGAGUGAAGCUGGUACGAGGGGCAUAUCUGGACAAGGAGAGAGAGCUGGCCCGGCUCCAGGGGACUGAAGACCCCACUCAGCCUGACUAUGAGGCUACCAAUCAGAGUUACAGCCGCUGCCUGGAGCUGAUGCUGAACCAUGUGGCCCAUCGUGGCCCCACGUGCCACCUCAUGGUGGCGUCCCACAAUGAGGAAUCGGUCCGCCAGGCAACCAAGCGCAUGUGGGAGCUGGACAUCCCUCUGGAUGGGCCCAUCUGUUUUGGACAACUUCUGGGGAUGUGUGACCAUGUCUCCUUGGCAUUAGUUGUCCAGGUGGACGGUGAGAACUCUGCUGGGCAGACGGCACUCUUCCUCUCGGCGCUGCUGGGACGCAGCUCUGCCGUGCAGCUCCUGCUGGCCUUUGGUGCCAACCCCAACCACCGCUGCCUGGAUGGCAGCACACCUGUGCAUGCGGGCGCCUUCUCGGGCCGCAGCCUGGUGAUGCUGCACCUGCUGCAGGCGGGGGGUGACCUGCGUCUGCAUGACCAGCAGGGCCGCACCCCUCAGGACUGGGCAGAGCAAGGUGGUGCCAAGCAAAGCUGGGAGGUGCUGGAGCUGUUACAGCUCUGCCGGGCCCACAUAUCAGCACUUGUGCACGGCAGUGAGUUGGCCCCCACUGCGUCCCUGGGGCAGGUGCAGGCCAGCUCUGGACGCAGCCUGCGUGGUGGUUCCCUGCUCUUGCUGCGGCUGGUGCAAGUGGACAGGACACUGAGGCCGGAGCAGGUCAGGAGACCCCCCCAAAUUCCAGCCUUAGGGUUUGGCCAGCUCAGCAGCCUGGCACCCCUGGGGCUUGUAACGGGUGUGCCCCUUGCGGACCCCAAAGAGCUGCUGCCAGCACAGGGCGAGCCUGACCGCACCUACAAGAGCAGCUCCCACACCCUCAUGGCCAACCUCCUGUGGAGGGGCCACCCCGUGACCGUGCGGCAGCUGCAGGCCCCUGGAACCCAGCCUGAUGUGCUGUUGGCUGACCUUCAGCACUGCAGCACCCUGCACCACCCCAACCUCUUGCUGCUGAUGGCCCUGAGCCCCUCGGCGGACCUGUCGGGGCUGCGCCUUCUCUUUGAACCUGUGUGGCUGGGCUCCCUGCAUGUGGUGCUGCACUCACGGGGACCAAGAGAGGGAGUACCUGGCCCCCACCCUGUGCCAGGCCUGCCACCUGGCCACCUGCUGCUGCAGGUGUUGGAGGCCCUGCUGUUCCUGCAGGCCCGCUGGCGUGCUCACGGCGGCCUCAGCUCCCAUGCUGUGCAGCUGGUGCGGCCAGGCCUGGCCAAGGUGGGCAGCCUGGAGCACGGGCGCCCAUUGCACCAACACUGGCUGCAGCCCAGGCCACAGCAGGGCUACCCCUGGGGAGGCCCAGGCCCAGGGCUGCCCCCGCCUCCUGAACUGUACCCAUGGCUGCCACUUGAGCUCAUCCGCGGUGAUAUGCCUGCUGCCACCUCAGACCUCUACAGCUUCUGCAUCCUGGCCCAGGAGGUCUUCACUGGAGAGCUGCCCUGGGCUGGAAGAGAGGGGCCUGAGGUGAAGGCUAAACUGGAGGCAGGUGAGAGCCCGGCCCUGGAUCCCCUGGUGCCAGCCCCCUACCAGGCCCUGGUACGGGCUGGACUGGGCCUAGGGCCUGCUGACCGCUGGGGCAGCCUGCAGAGUACGCGGUACCUGCUGCGGGAGGCCAUGGCCCAGGACUCGGCUGCUGAGGUGGGCUCCCCAGUGGACUGGACCACACUGAGCCCUUCACCCCGGGGUUGUCCGCCAGAGUCACUGUACUAUGAGGUGGCUUCCAGAGCCAAGACUGCACCCCGGCCCGUGCCCCCUGUGAUGUCCCUAGGUCCCUCCCCAUCCCAGGUGCUGGGCCACAGCAGAGUCCAGAGGGGUAGAGCCUGGGACUCGGGUAGCAGCUUGACUCUAAGCAGCAGCCUGAGUCCCAGCCCUGACCUCUGCCCAGGCCGCAGCCCCACAGCCAGGGUCAGCCUGCACCGCUGCCUGGAGCCCAGAGCCACGGUACAGGCGCCCAGCCCUGAGCUGAUCAGAGGAAGUCUCUUCUCCAGCCUGCAGAAGAUGGAUCUGCUGAAGGAGAUCAUAGCAGAGCUGCAAGGUGGAUGCCAGCUUGACCAGGCUCAGUCUCAUUCCUGACACAAAUUGUUAGGGUGCCAUGACAUCCACAUCUUCUCUGCAGAUGUCACCCCUCAGAGCCUCCCAGGAGUGACUCCCCACUUAGCACCUGCUGACAUGAUAAAAUGAUAAAGCAGC
This is a messenger RNA of Sus scrofa (pig), 3278 nucleotides long. The record is from RefSeq and is a predicted model, not a curated record. NCBI's taxonomy places the organism in Eukaryota, Metazoa, Chordata, Mammalia, Artiodactyla, Suidae.